Rhipicephalus microplus (southern cattle tick) is the source of this 1518-nucleotide messenger RNA. RefSeq names its product zinc finger MYM-type protein 1-like. The record is from RefSeq and is a predicted model, not a curated record. Gene Ontology annotation, molecular function: protein dimerization activity. Lineage: Eukaryota; Metazoa; Arthropoda; Arachnida; Ixodida; Ixodidae.
AUGUCACAGAAAAGGUCUAUUGCCGACUUUUUUUCGCCUUCGAGCAAGCGGGCCAAGCAAAAAGCUGUCUCCCCCGAGCUUUUUGCUUCCACAGCAGAAGAUUCGGAGACGCUUCAGGAACAAGAAAAUGCUCAGUGCUUUGUUUCAAUUCCGCUUGAAGAGACUGUGCGUAGCAUCGCGUCUGACGAUGCUUGCCCGUCCUCGUCAGGGCACAUGGACCGCGAAUGUGAUGACCUUUCUGCAUCGUGUGCAGCAAGACAUCAACCUGAUUCUGCGACAGAAUUCACCGCCUCUGAUGUGGAUGUCGACCACGCAGGCCAGUUGGACAUUUCGAAAUUCAAGACAGAGCAACCCACACAGCCAAUACUGAACCCAUCUCCAUCUAAGAAGUACGGCAAAUUGAGCAGGAGCUUCAACUCAAACUGGUACCACCUAUUUCCUUGGUUGGAGUACAGCGCGCAGGCUGACGCAGCUUUCUGUUUCCCUUGCAGAAUGUUUUCAACUGGUGACAAUGAGAAAUCUGCAUUUGUCAAUGGUGGAUACAGUAAUUGGAAAAAUGCCCUAGAAAGAGACGGUGGCUUCAGGAAGCACGAAAACUCACUCGUGCAUAAGACUUGCCAGGCAUCGUGGGUUUCCUUCACGCAGAUGAAGGCGGGAGAACAAAGCAGGUCGGUUGCAACACAUCUCAGCGACGCGUACUCCAGGGAGGUGCAGGAAAAUCGCCUCUAUGUAGCAAGAGUUGCCGAUAUAUUGCGAUUUACUGCCGUUCAGGGAAUCCCUCAGAGGGGCCACGAUGAAAGUGCCAGAAGUGAAAACAAAGGAAACUUCGUUGAGCUCUUGAACUUGUUUGCUAAAUAUGACGACAUUAUAGGAAAGAAACUGAAUGGUGGAGCAGCGAAUGCGAAGUACGUUCAUCACUCGAUACAAGACCAGAUCCUCGAAAUUCUCAGCCACAUCACAUUAACAAGUAUAAAGGAAGAGAUGAAAAGCUCCCAGUGCUUUGCACUUAUCGUCGAUGAAACCAAGGAUCUAAGUAAGACGGAACAGUUGUCAGUGGUAGUAAGGUACUACCUCAAUGGGGCUUUCUUUGAGAGGUUCCUUGUAUUCCGCAAUGCUGAGCAAUUGGAUGCUAAGUCGCUCCUGAGCUACGUCAAGGAAACGCUGAAUCGCUGCGGCAUUGAUUCUCAACUGUGCAUUGCUCAAACAUACGAUGGUGCAAGUGUUAUGAGCGAUGCUCAAGAUGCUGCAAUUUUUAGAAAGUGCAACAACCCAAAUGGCCAUGGUCACAACUACAAAUUGGAAGUCACAGUCACUGGCCCUGUGGACACAGCCACAGGAAUGGUAAUCAACAUCACAGACCUGAAAAAAUAUAUACAGUGGCAGUGCAUGAUGCACACAACAGAAAAUGUAGCAGUGCUUGUCUGGCAGCGGCUGCACAAGGUGCUGCCCAAAGAGCUGCAGCUUUGUGUGCGGUUGCACGAAACAGACAAGAAUGUUGUCACAUACGAAGGACUGUGA